AUGCCAAGCUUCCUGCUGCACCGUCCUCCAGGGAGGCUGUGCAUGGCCCUGGCAUGUGUCCUGUCCCUCUGCAACACAGUGUCUGCCAUUAAAGGAGAAGCUAAGAAAGAAAAGGGAGUGAACUUCCUAUCUACUGGAAUAACAGGGUCUGUCCUUAAAGAAGAAUGGAAGGGGGAGGGACUGGCAUUUCUUGCUUCCACAGAGUUGCCUGCAAAGUCUGUCGAUCUGUCUGCACUUAACCUGACAGAGGUUGUCAACAGGAUGCUGAGCAGAGCUUUGAAAGAUAGCAGGCGGUUCUUCUCCCUGCUGAGUAUCACCUCCUAUAGCUCCUUUGCCUUCCACAAGGUUUCCCUGGCCAUCUACAACAUUUCUAACCUGAAGACAGUGGACCCAGCCAAAUUCCCCACAAGGUUCUGCUAUUGUCUCAGUAAUCGGACCAAUGACCUAUCAGAUUUCACAGCCCUCCUGGUAGACGUUGUGGGGAACUCCACUGGCUCCCUCACAGAGGUUUUCAAAUCCACCUCCCUCCUCUCAGUGACUCAGACAGAUGAAUCCGACUGCAUCUUCAUCUGCGUGAUGGCCGGGAAGGCAGGAAGGAAUCUUUCUGACUUCUGGGAGGUGGCAGAGAAAUCCCCUGUCGUCAACUACACAUUUACUAGCGGCGUGUCUGGCGUUCUGGGUGCAGCUACCAGGGAAACUGCCAGGACUUCCAAGCCCAUAACCCAAGUCCAGCAAAUGCUACCAAGGACAAGCCCGGCACACCGGGAAUCCACUCUGAGAACCGCCCUCUGGAGAAAGACAACUACUGUUUCAGUGGGAGAGCUGACAGGGCACACGGACCAGCUUCCUCCUAUGGCCACAGUCACCUGGAGCACUUCUUCUCUCACCCUGCCAGCCUUGGAGUUGUCAAGUGAGUGUAUCAACGACUGUGGCUUUCAACAUGCAGCUACCAGGAGAGUGCCUGAAACACCACAGUUGCCUGCCAACAGCCAGACUCAGGCUUCUACGCCGUCCAUGCCUAGGGCUCAGACCACGGAAGAGCAAGCCCAUGGGGGGCCUCCCUGGGAAACUCAUGCCUCCACACCCACAUCUGCAGAGGCCCAGGAGCCCAGGAGCACAGGGAGCUUUCUGAGGCCUGCUGGGAUAAUGGGUGUGGCCAGCAGCACAACCCAGCACAACCCAACCUCAGGAACAGUCACUUCCAGCACACAGACUUUGAGUCCAACCAAGGCACCAGCCCCCAAAAAUCUGCAAACAGGUGAUGCCCUUGCAGAGUGGCCGUUCACCCCUGGGAAAGAGGUAGCCCCAGCCCCAGCUCCUCAUCAAGGAUCAAGGUGUCCUCAGUUGCUCCUCAAAGAGGGGACCAUGACAGCUGCUCCCAUUACCCUGGCCAUCCAGAAGUUCAACCCAUGCCUGAUGGAGCUGUGUCGCUUUUUCCAGCAAUGCCUCUGUGGGGGCCAGAGGAGGAAUCCUACGGCAGAGUCUCUGAGGUACUGUCUUGAAUACUAUUCCUGGUUUCUGAAGAAUGCAACCUUCAUCUGUCAGAAGGUGAAGAGGGUGUCCCACUCACGCACCUUAAAGCAGAAAUGCCUUGAGAAUAUCUGCAAGUUGGUGUGA
Molecule: messenger RNA, 1617 nt
Organism: Chinchilla lanigera (long-tailed chinchilla)
Lineage: Eukaryota; Metazoa; Chordata; Mammalia; Rodentia; Chinchillidae
Gene: Hhla1
Product: HERV-H LTR-associating 1
Exons: 16
Coding region: 1-1617 (538 amino acids)
Source: RefSeq, a predicted model, not a curated record